This is a messenger RNA of Cynoglossus semilaevis (tongue sole), 1525 nucleotides long. It is a transcript of the gene hoxa13b, whose product is annotated as homeobox A13b. The transcript is spliced from 2 exons. Gene Ontology annotation, biological process: regulation of DNA-templated transcription. NCBI's taxonomy places the organism in Eukaryota, Metazoa, Chordata, Actinopteri, Pleuronectiformes, Cynoglossidae. Bases 213 to 1094 code for a protein of 293 amino acids. The record is from RefSeq and is a predicted model, not a curated record. Gene Ontology annotation, molecular function: DNA-binding transcription factor activity, RNA polymerase II-specific; DNA binding.
CACCCACACACACACACACACACUCGGCUUGAUGUGUUUUAUCUGAAGUCUGCACUUUUAUCGUCUCCUUUGCAUAUCACGUGCUUGGCCCUGGCCAAUAACCUCACGAUGUGUGGUGUGCGUUGGUUAUCGUUACUCCGCCGGAGCUCCUGUCUCCGCUCAUUCGAGUGCGUUUUGAAAAAGGGCUGGUCGUCUCAUGUGUAGGACAUGCUAUGACCGCCUCACUGCUGCUGCACUCGCACUGGGUUGACCCGGUGAUGUUCCUCUACGACAACGCUUUGGAGGACAGGAGCAAGAACAUGGACGGAUUCACUGGAGGCAACUUCGCCGCGAACCAGUGCAGGAAUCUGUUGGCGCAUCCGACCUCGCUGGCGCCCAGCACCACCUACACCUCCAGCGAGGUGCCAGCCUCUGGCAUGGGGGAGCCUGGCAAACAGUGCAGCCCCUGUUCCGCCACCCAGAGCUCGCCCAACGCCUCUCUGCCCUACGGAUAUUUUGGCAGCACCUACAGUUACCCGUGCCGGAUGUCACACGGGAGCGUCAAGGCUUGUGCGCAGUCCUCCGGCUACGGCGACAAAUACAUGGACUCACAAGUGUCAGGAGAGGAGUUCUCCAGCAGGGCCAAAGAAUUCGCCUUCUACCAGGGUUACUCCUCCGCCCCGUAUCAGCCCAGUUACCUGGACGUGCCCGUGGUGCCGGCGCUCAGUGCGGCUCCGACCGAGCCCAGACACGAGUCCCUGCUGCCCAUGGAGCCCUCCUACCAGCCGUGGGCCAUCACCAACGGCUGGAGCGGUCAAGUUUACUGCAGCAAGGAGCAGCCACAGUCAAAUCCACUGUGGAAAUCCUCGCUACAGGAGUCCAUAUCUGGGGGAGACAGCUCCAUCCGCCGUGGGAGGAAGAAGCGUGUGCCCUACACCAAGGUGCAGCUGAAGGAGCUGGAGAGGGAGUACGUCACCAAUAAAUUCAUCACCAAGGACAAGAGGAGACGGAUAUCAGCGCAGACCAAUCUGACAGAGAGACAAGUGACUAUCUGGUUCCAGAACCGACGCGUUAAGGAGAAGAAAGUCGUUAAUAAGUUCAAGGGCUCCAGUUAGCGUGGGGACAAGAGGACAGGAGGUGACGAGUGGGACACGGACCAGCUUCAAUUCCUCAGAAACUCUGCGAUAAUUUAUUAUAAUAUGAGACUUUUUUUUCUCCUUUGACGCCAGAUGGGCUCUGCUUUUUACGCACACGGUUCCUUCCUUCCUGUGCAUUUAAUUGGAACCAGAACACGCGGCCUGUUGACAGGAGAUGGAACUGGUUUGAAACACGUUCACCAGGGCUUUUCUGAUGUGGAUGUGUGAUCUUUAAAAAACAAAAACCGAAAAACAAUCCAACAAAUCAAAUCAAACUUUCAGCCUCGAGGUCUUUGAACACAGAUCAUCUCUGAUCGAGUCCAGAAAUUAAACCUGGAAUCUUAGGAUCGAUUGGGACUUUGGUGCCAAGUCGUGACCAUGGCGGAGUACAGGCAAAAGAAAUCUAAAAA